GCCCUGGCAUACCGGCAGAGCAGUUCCCAGACUCCGGAAAGCUGCACAGCUACUCACAUGCGGGACUCUGGCAGCUGGCAGGUUUUCUAUUCGGUUGCCCCCAGAUGGGGUCCGUUUCCAAGCAAAGCUGUUUGCUCAGUCGGGCCCCGAAAAAUCCUCGAAAUGACAUCCCAGCCAAACAAGAAAAGAAAGAAAGAGCAACCACCUGUGUUUGUUUCGUGCCCCUAGAAACGGAAUCCGCGUUUGGGAACUCAAAAGUCACCCCUUUGGGUCGACGUCCUUUCCACCUCAAGAGAGCUGGAGGUGUCCCACCUGGGCAAGGGCUCCUUCGGCGACACCUGGAAGGCCUACGACCGGCACCUGAGGAAAUACGUCGCGAUAAAGAUUUUCUACAUGAGGCACAGCUCGGUCGGGCGGAACGCGUUUUUCUUGACCCCGGCGAUUGUGCGAAAGCUGGGCGAGAAGGUUGCGGGCAAUGUAAAGGAGGCGGUGGAGGAGUGUGUGGCAGUGAAGCAUUUGGUGACUUCUAGAACGGCGGCCUCCUAUCCGGGCUCCCACAACAUGUGCCAGUGCUUCCAGGAGCACGUGAGCGACGCCCAGCCCUCAGAGCCCAUCUUCCUGGUGCUGGAGCUCUGCGGAAAGAGCCUGAGCCAGCGGCUCCGCGAAAGACCCAACUGGGCCUGGCGCAAGCAGAUCAUCACUCAGAUCCUCCAGGGCGUUGACUUUCUGCAGGCCAACGGCAAGAUCCACCACGACCUCAAGCCCGACAACGUUUGCGUCACCGACGAGGACGUAGUGAAGAUCAUCGAUUUUGGGGGUCUCCAGAAUUUCGGGAAGCUCAGCCACGGGUGCGCCUACACCCCGGCCUACUCCCCGCCGGAGGUGAAGUCUGGAUGCUACGACUUGCGCGGCCCGGUCUACGCCUACGACGGCUACGCCACGGGGCUUAUGCUCAUGGAGUUCAUGUGCGGUAGUUUGACGGGCAUUCGCCGGGGCAGUUCCAACCCCUGCUCCUACAGCAUUCUAUACGGAUCCGAAGAUGUGAACGCGCGCUAUGUGGCCAAGAUGCUCACGCAGG
Messenger RNA from Effrenium voratum, 1078 nucleotides. The record is from the annotation of a GenBank genome assembly. NCBI's taxonomy places the organism in Eukaryota, Dinophyceae, Suessiales, Symbiodiniaceae.